Molecule: messenger RNA, 1619 nt
Organism: Eublepharis macularius
Lineage: Eukaryota; Metazoa; Chordata; Lepidosauria; Squamata; Eublepharidae
Gene: GNPDA1
Product: glucosamine-6-phosphate deaminase 1
Exons: 7
Coding region: 371-1237 (288 amino acids)
Biological process (GO): carbohydrate metabolic process; N-acetylglucosamine catabolic process; N-acetylneuraminate catabolic process
Cellular component (GO): cytoplasm
Molecular function (GO): identical protein binding; glucosamine-6-phosphate deaminase activity
Source: RefSeq, a predicted model, not a curated record
UCAUGCCAAGACGGUCUUGGGUUUCUGGCGGGGCGGUAGCAGCUCCCGACGCCGCGGAGGGACCAGAUCUGGGCAGAGUCUAGCGCGAGGGGCGGAGCCAGAGGGCUGCUUGCUCGCUCAGCCCUUGCAGUGAGCUGAUGCCGUCGCUCAUGUGACCGAAUGAGCUCUGCCCGCCAGGUGUGCCGCAGCAGAGGAGCGUCUGGAGUUGCUGUGAAGUAAGGAGUCCUACGCGGGUUUUCAGGACUUGCAUUCGGCGGGAUUCACGCAAGACUCGGGAGACAGUUGCACUCGUGAGGCGUGACUCUGCCUCCACGGAGUAAAACAAAACCAAAAACCGCUGUGUGGACAGGAGGAACACUGAACGGUUACAAUGAAACUCAUCAUUCUAGAGAACUAUUCUCAAGCCAGUGAAUGGGCUGCAAAGUACAUUAGGAAUCGAAUCAUCCAGUUUAACCCUGGUCCAAGCAAAUAUUUCACCCUUGGCCUUCCCACAGGAAGUACUCCAUUGGGGUGCUACAAAAAAUUAAUAGAAUAUUUCAAGAAUGGAGAUCUCUCUUUCAAAUAUGUGAAAACCUUCAAUAUGGAUGAAUAUGUAGGUCUUCCAAGGGAUCACCCAGAAAGCUACCAUUCCUUUAUGUGGAACAACUUUUUCAAGCACAUCGACAUCUCCUCUGAAAACACUCACAUUUUGGAUGGAAAUGCAGCUGACCUCGAAGCAGAAUGUGAGGCUUUUGAAGAGAAGAUCAAGGCAGCUGGAGGAAUUGAACUCUUUGUUGGAGGUAUUGGUCCUGAUGGUCAUAUUGCAUUCAAUGAGCCUGGCUCAAGUCUGGUGUCCAGAACCAGAGUGAAGACCUUGGCAAUGGACACUAUAUUAGCCAAUGCUAGAUUCUUUGAUGGGGACCUCUCAAAGGUGCCCACAAUGGCUCUCACUGUUGGUGUCGGUACAGUCAUGGAUGCCCGAGAGGUUAUGAUUCUGAUCACCGGGGCACAUAAAGCCUUUGCUUUGUACAAGGCUAUUGAGGAAGGAGUGAACCACAUGUGGACAGUCUCUGCUUUUCAACAGCAUCCCCAAACUGUCUUUGUAUGUGAUGAGGAUGCCACUCUGGAACUUAAAGUAAAAACAGUGAAGUAUUUUCAAGGUUUGAUGCUUGUUCACAACAAAUUAGUGGAUCCAUUAUACAGUAUAAAAGAAAUGGGAACAGAAAGAAGCCAGUCAAAGAAACCAUACAGCGACUAAAUCUCAAGAUUAUGGAAAGAGAAGCUUGUGUUGGAGAUUUCUGCCAUCUCUUGUUACAAAUUUACAAGAACACAAACAUUCUUUGACUCUAUUAUGUCGGGGUACUUACUCUCUUCAGGACUUACUAGAAGCGGAUGCAAUAUUCUCCCAGGGAAAGGCUAACUACAGUCGCCAGUGUUUUAACAACCAAGACCAAAUGAACAAGUAGAACUGCCUGUUCUUCAUAACAGAUCAUGGCAUUUAUUCUAACAAGUCACUAAAAGGAAUAAAUUUAGAAAGUCAUUUGAUUCACAAGAAUUCAAAUAUGAAGUGUCAAAGUGUGUUAUGCUUUGCUACUAAUGUGAUUUUCUACAUUAAAAAGCAUAAAUGUUUUCUAAAACAA